CGUUAUAUUUAGUUGUGGCAUCUGCUCCUCUCCUUCCUGACACAUGAUGCAAGUGUUUAUUUUCAUCCUUGAACUGACCCGGAAGUCAUGUAGCCACGCUCCAACGCUGGGAACAUAUGGAGCUGGCAGUUAGCAUGUCGAAGCCUUUCCACCGGAGCCCAGAUGAGCGCUUAAGCGUGCUUCUCUUCUUUGCUUUGUUCUCUGUGGCACUGGGCCUUCUGUCCACUUUGUUUUCCUGCACGACUGACUACUGGCUGCUGGGUUCGGCUAAGCUCUGCCAUCCAGGAAGUGGCUCAAGAGAGACAGAGGAGGCAGACAGCAUGCUCUUCCACGAGGGGCUUUUCUGGCGAUGCUCCUUCCCAGCAACAUCUCCGAAAUACUCUCUUUGGGAUCUUUGGAUCUUAAAAGCGCCACACAUAAAAGUGUGCCAGGCAGCGUUCCUCUUCCCAUUUCCAGCGAAUAACCCGUUUUGGGUGCAAUCACCGGACUCCCCUGCUGCUGAACCUUACGAGCACCACAGCGCCAUUGUUUUCAGAACGUUUUGGAGCAUCUUCCUCAUCACGGGUGUGGCCACUGUGACCACCGGUGGGCUCGCUGUCAUCUGUACUGCCGCUCUCUCCAAGCACAAAUUCUACAAAGUGGGUGGAGUUCUUUUGAUUUGUGGGGGUUUGUGUCUGCUCGCCGUGGUGCUCAUGUAUGUGAUGUGGGUCCACGUGUUGGACACACUAGAGGAGUUUGCCCGAGGUCAGCAAGUGAGCGGCUGCAAAUCCUUCCACCUGAGCAUCCAGCACGGACCGUCGUUCCAGCUGGCUCCCGUGGCUUCCUUCUUCAGCCUGCUGUCUGGCCUUCUCUUCCUCUUGAUUGCACAAGGCGUUCGUUCUUUGGAACCGCAUCGCACACACAAAACCCCACAUCCUCCAGAGCUCCAAACUGACCUGUGACUCUUAAUAUCUCUUUUUGCUGCCUGUCAUCAUAUGAAUCAAAAAGACACAUAUAAAAAGGCACAAUAGAG
Molecule: messenger RNA, 1012 nt
Organism: Hippocampus zosterae (dwarf seahorse)
Lineage: Eukaryota; Metazoa; Chordata; Actinopteri; Syngnathiformes; Syngnathidae
Product: transmembrane protein 182-like
Exons: 5
Coding region: 117-941 (274 amino acids)
Cellular component (GO): membrane
Source: RefSeq, a predicted model, not a curated record